AUGGCUGCACCUCGUCAGUUGCCCCGGUUUUGGGAAUGGGGCAAGAACAUUGUCUGUGUGGGGAGGAAUUAUGCAGAUCACGUCAAGGAGAUGAAGAGCACAGUCCUUACCGAGCCAGUGAUCUUUCUGAAACCCUCCAGUGCUUAUGCUCCGGAGGGCACCCCGAUCCUCAUUCCCUCUUACAGCCGCAACGUGCACCAUGAACUGGAGCUGGCGGUAGUGAUGGGGAAACCGACCUGCGCCGUGUCUGAGUUGGAGGCAAUGGACUUCGUAGCUGGCUAUGCCCUGUGCCUGGAUAUGACUGCUAGGGACGUGCAGGACGACUGCAAGAAGAAGGGAUUGCCCUGGACCCUGGCCAAGAGCUUUACUUCCUCGUGCCCAGUCAGCAAGUUCGUGCCCAAGGAGAAGAUCCCGGACCCCCAUAAGCUUAAGAUCUGGCUCAAGGUCAAUGGCCAGCUGAGGCAGGAGGGAGAGACAUCUAACAUGAUCUUCUCCAUCCCCUACAUAAUCAGCUAUGUCUCCAAGAUAAUAGCAUUGGAAGAAGGGGACAUUAUAUUGACUGGGACUCCAAAAGGAGUUGGGCCUGUUCAUGAAAAUGAUGAGAUACAAGCUGCAAUAGAUGGGAUUGUCAGUAUGAGCUUUAAGGUGGAAAAAUCAAAACAGUGAGGUUAUAUGGCAGUUGCUCUAUUUCCCAAACUGCCAAAUUGAUUCACAUCUUAAUAGAGGCAAUGAGUGAGGGAUAGAUAGGAGGAGACUGGAGAAAUAGAAUAAUUUUGUUGUUGUGGAUGUCCGCUAAAUCUAAACAUUAGUUUUUCGGAGGGUAGAUUUGAAUGGAAUUUAUAGUAAUUUAUUUUGCUACUUUUGAAUGCAAAGUAUGUGAUAAUUUUGGUCAAUAAGGGAGGAUGCUACAUAUGCAUAGAGAUGUUUAAUGCUUCUUUCUAUCAUCAUGAUGCUAUAUUUAUGCUUUUAAAAAUUAUCUUAAUUCACCAAGUCUCUCUUACUCUUGUUAAAAGCAUUAUUUCAAUCCACUGAGCUCUAUGUAUAUAUUCUUAAAAGUAGCCAUUGAUUUAUGAAGAUUUUACAGAGUAGUGAAGGGAUCUGAAAAAUCAUAUGACCAACCAAUUCAAUUCCUGCCUUCUUAGGUACCAGUUGACACUGAUAUCUACUCUCAACUUGGCCCUUUGGGAUUAGCAUGUUUUUCUGAGGACAGUACUGAAAUUGAUGCUAUAAUGAGAGUUGUUCUUUGAGGAACCAACCAUAUGUCUUCCUGAAGUGACUUUGUGAUCAAUGGUAUGAAUUUGGGUUUUCAACAGAACUUUUAUAAGUAUCAACUUUUUAAUAUUGGUUUCCUUAGUAGUGCCUUCUUAACUACUAACUUAGUGAGCCAACUGUCAUAUCUUCUGAUUUCCACCAGCAAGAGAGAAGAUCCUGGAGAGAAGCUGAAAUACUAGAAGAGUUACAAUAGAACAACAGUUUCCUGUUCUAUUCUCUGAAUGUUUGUGGGGAAAUGUACUGUACAGAUGGCAGGUUUUUAAUACAUUGGUAGUCCCUCAUACUGGGUUUUCAAACUUUCUUGUUAACAAAAAAAGUUUUUCAAGUGCUUAAGCAGUAAAAGCUAUUGUAGGUUCACAAAUCAAAAGGCAUUUAUUGGUUAGAUAAAGACCUCAGAAAUCUGACUGGUGAGUUGUUGCUAGGUACAAAUAUUUUAGUAUUCCUACUUAUUAAUACUUAUGAAAUUGGAAAUGAUUUUGGAGAAGUGCCAUAAAUUGAAUGUUAUAUUAAAAUAUAUUUCAUUUCAUGUUAAUAUUUCAUAUAUUAAAUUACAUUCAGAUGCUUAA
Messenger RNA from Monodelphis domestica (gray short-tailed opossum), 1838 nucleotides. It is a transcript of the gene FAHD1, whose product is annotated as FAH domain containing oxaloacetate decarboxylase 1. Gene Ontology annotation, cellular component: mitochondrion. Lineage: Eukaryota; Metazoa; Chordata; Mammalia; Didelphimorphia; Didelphidae. The record is from RefSeq and is a predicted model, not a curated record. Gene Ontology annotation, molecular function: acetylpyruvate hydrolase activity.